Messenger RNA from Capsicum annuum, 1025 nucleotides. Its product is annotated as ethylene-responsive transcription factor 5-like. Gene Ontology annotation, biological process: regulation of DNA-templated transcription; ethylene-activated signaling pathway. NCBI's taxonomy places the organism in Eukaryota, Viridiplantae, Streptophyta, Magnoliopsida, Solanales, Solanaceae. The record is from RefSeq and is marked provisional. Gene Ontology annotation, molecular function: DNA binding; DNA-binding transcription factor activity.
ACUCAAUUCAAUUCCCUACAAUCAUUCCAUAUAUUCAACAACCAAACAAAAGAAAUUCUUCAUUUCUCUUCCCAACUUUUCCUUUUUCAAAUGGAUACUUCUUCACUAGAUUUGAUAAGGCAACAUCUUCUUGAUGAUGAUGUUGUUUUCAUGGAAAAUUAUUGUACUUCUUCAGAAACAACUAGUACUCUUUAUUCACAAAGCUCAUCAUCUUCUGAGUCUUUAGAAUCAUUUGUCUCUGAACUCAAAACCGAAAGCAACUUCUCUUUUUAUCCCGAGAGUUCAAAUCUUGAAUUCUGUAGUUUCUUCAAUAAUAACUCAAAAAUGGAAUUCAAUCCCUCUGAAUUCCAAGUAAAACCCCAAAAGAAGAAAAGUUUCAACGAACGAAAACCUUUGUUGAACAUUUCAAUUCCUUCUGUCAAGAAAACAGACGAAUCAAAAACAGGGGAAAAUUCAGAGAAAAAGCGAUACAGAGGAGUGAGGCAAAGGCCAUGGGGGAAAUUUGCAGCGGAGAUUCGUGAUCCAAAUAGAAAGGGGACACGAGUUUGGCUAGGAACAUUCGAUACUGCAGUGGAUGCGGCCAUGGCUUACGACAGGGCCGCGUUUAAGCUCAGAGGGAGCAAAGCAAUCUUGAAUUUCCCACUUGAAGUUAGUAAUUUUAAGCAAGAAAAUAAUGAGAUUGAGAAAAAAGUGAAUUUGAAUUCUUGUGGGAAAAGGGCAAGAGAAGAAAUUGAGAAUGAAGACCAAGUUGUGAUGAAGAAAGAGGUGAAAAGAGAACAAAUGGUAGCAACUCCAUUAACACCUUCAAGUUGGGCUCCGAUUUGGGAUUGUGGAAAUGCAAAAGGUAUUUUUGAGGUGCCUCCUUUGUCACCAUUAUCACCACAUCCAAGUUUUGGUUUUUCUCAACUUUUGGUUUCAUAGUGAAAUGACCAAGAAGUUUACGUGAAUAUGCAUGAUAUUUGGACCUCGGUUGUGAUCUUGCUGUCACGAUCCACUGAGAUUUAGACAUCCAAUGUGAUUCUUUG